AUCUAUGUUGUAAUAGUAGGCUGUCCAUGCUGAGAGAAUGAACAAUAUAUAAACCCUUGGUUUUAGAGGAGACUUCAGUUGCCUGGGUACUCCAUAGCAUUUUGACCAGAGAAUCCUCCUCUUGAGAGACAAUUUCAUCGCACAGAAUCUACAGACUUAGUAACAGAGUCCUACCAUUCCAAACAAUGGCAGAAGCUGACAUAGAAAUGGAUAACAUGGCUAAAGAUACUGAAGACACUAUAGAUGACAUUGAAAAAGACACUGAAGAUUUAUCAGAAGAAGAAAGAAGCAAAAUGGAAAAGAAAGCAGCUAAAGCCCGCAGAGAUGUUCAAGAGUUCUCCAGAGUUCGAGAGUUUUUAAAACCCCUCGCUGACAUGGCCAAAACAUACCUACCGAAGGUAGCAAUGUUUAUUGGGCAAAAUAUAGCUAUGGGUGUUAUCUUGUGGGGAGUAAAUAAGGUCCUCAACAAAACAUCCCACCAAGACCCCCAAAAAAGUUCAGAUGUGAAAAAGAAGGUUGCUGCCAUUAAUGCACUCAUCACUGUGAUCAAGACUCAAGGGGAUUUAGGUAAGAAGACCUUCGAGUGGAUGAAGGAGCACAAAGAUGAAGUAAUUACCUUGGAUGAGACUGAUGUGCCACUGGAAUCGGUGAUUUCAAAAUAUAUCACACCCAUAUCUGAGUCUGUUGAUGCAGCCUUCAAGAUAGCACAAAAGCUGAAGUACAAGUUGGAUGGAGAAGUUCAGUUCAAUAUCCCGACUGGAGAAGACAUGAGAGAAUUCCUUACAGCUGGUGAUGCAUUUCUCAAAGGCUACAGUGACCUGGUUGCCUUCAUCCCCACAAAGGUGCAGAAGAUUGAACAGCUGGCAACCUUUCCAGUGAAACAGGCAGACAUCGACCUUCUUACAACUCAGCUGAAAGAUGCCAAGCACUUACCUUUGUGGUAAAGAAAUGAGAUACCUUGAUUUGUGAUUACAAGACACAAAAGUCAGGUUGGUUUUCUCCAUAGUCUAGCAAUGACUGCAGUAUUUGGUGUCUGGUUUCUGAGUGGUAAAAAAUUUGGUGCCAAGAUUUAAUGUCAGGAAAGUUUUCAAUGUUGCAGACCUGAGUAGAUAUAUAGUGGUUAACUCUUGCAGCCAUCUUUUAUUCUUCUCUUUGACCAUGUUUUUCCUCUUCUUACAUAAUUUACAUUUCACACUCUAAGAUCUAAAUCUGUAAAAUAAAUUACAUGCAGGUACCUGCUCUAAACUCUUUUACUAACAGCAUUCAGUGUAAGAAAGUGCUUAAAGAAUUAAAAAUCUUUUUUUUUUAAAUGCUCCAAAAUGAUGGAGCUGUAGGAGAUAUUGGUUAAUUACAGUUAAUGAGGUGUUGGGUUAUAUUGCAGGUAUGAUUCUGUGAGCAGUAUGUCUGCAUGGGAAGCUUGCUCUCUAGAUUUAUGGAUUUGAGCAGAUAGAGCUUUGUUAUGAUAUAAUAUCACAAUGUGUACUAACACUGCAGCACGUGUUUACUGAUACCAUGAUAAUCAAUUUUACAGUAACAUGUUAAUCGUUGCUUUUGCUUUAUAUUAUCAAAUAAACACUUUAAUCACUC
This is a messenger RNA of Amphiprion ocellaris (clown anemonefish), 1587 nucleotides long. RefSeq lists its product as uncharacterized. The coding region runs from base 186 to 944 and encodes 252 amino acids. NCBI's taxonomy places the organism in Eukaryota, Metazoa, Chordata, Actinopteri, Pomacentridae. The record is from RefSeq and is a predicted model, not a curated record. The transcript has 3 exons.